Molecule: messenger RNA, 773 nt
Organism: Pistacia vera
Lineage: Eukaryota; Viridiplantae; Streptophyta; Magnoliopsida; Sapindales; Anacardiaceae
Product: umecyanin-like
Exons: 2
Coding region: 71-619 (182 amino acids)
Cellular component (GO): plasma membrane
Molecular function (GO): electron transfer activity
Source: RefSeq, a predicted model, not a curated record
CUCACUGUCACUUCCACUCUUUUAAUUAAUUAACAACACAUUUCUUUGUUGUUUGUGUUGGGAGAGCAGAAUGGCUGGAGUUAAGAUGGUUUCAGCUCUGGUUUUGAUAGUCGUCAUGGCUGUGAGCCUCGGUGGGAAAUGGGCUGCAGCCGAAGUGCACCAUGUGGUUGGUAAUGACCGUGGCUGGGACUUGCCGUCUGACGUGGCUGGUUGGUCCUCCGGCCGAGUCUUCAGAGUCGGAGACAAACUCUGGUUUACCUACUCCGCGGCACAGGAAAGCAUCGCUGAGAUCAAAACCAAAGAGGAAUACGAAUCGUGCGACGUAAGCAAUCCAAUCAAGAUGUUCACGGACGGCUUAGACAGCAUCUUACUUGACGGGGAAGGGAUCCGCUACUUCGUCAGCAGCAAAACUGAAAACUGCAAGAACGGCCUGAAGCUACACGUGGACGUGGUGCCUAAGCACACACCGGAGAAUCCAAAAGUCAGCAAGUCAGAGGGCUCAGCUUUGGCCGUGGCUGCUCCGCCCACAACUCCAACUCCUUCCGGUGCUCCGUCUCGUAUUAGCGCAAGUUUUGCUCUGUUUUUUGUUGGGCUUGGGCUUUGCUUCAUGGGCUUUUAGAGAGGCCCAAGUGUUUUAAUUUGGCUUGUGAUAGUAGUAGUAGUAGUAGUAGUAGUAUCGUAGUAACUCUUUAACUGAAUAAGUUAAAAAGAGUUCAGAAUUAUGUAAUGGUUAAUUUUGAUUGUAAUGAACUUAGUUCCCUUUUCAACAGUCA